AUGCCGGAAUCCAAGCCACCCAUUCGUUCCAUCAUCCAAGAAGAGCCUCCUGAUACAGGAUUAGACAAGAGAGAUGGACUAGAAACGGCUUCCAUCAACGAUAACGAAUCAGUACAACGUCGUGAAGAAGAUUCAGAGUUGGGAUCUGGAGGCAACUAUCAAUUCGAGCAGCAGGAAGAGCGUGUAGGAUCGACUUAUGUGGUUGUUGCGGUUGUUGUUCUCGCAACUCUUGUAUUCAGCGCCGCAACCACUCUUUUGGUCAGCUCCAAUCAACAGAAAUUUCGGUCAGAGUUUGAGAGUUUUACCAGAGAGUUCAAUGAAAAUGCUUUGAAUAACUUGGACACGAUUGUUGGACAGUUGACAACUUUGGCAGUGGCCAUCACAUUUGAAAAUGUAGACCUUGGAACGGCGCCGAACAUUACGAUUCAAAAUUUGGAUCAGCGGGCACAAGGGAUGGCUGACUUUUCUGGGAUUGAUAUGAUCUUGUAUGCUCCGAUUAUAGAGCGAUCUCAAAAGUCUGGUUGGCAGAAGUAUGCCGCAAUAUCAUCACAAGAAUGGAUUGAGCAAGACUUUAAAUAUCGUGGUUGGAAUUUGUCUUCAGUCGACCCUAUUGCAGACGAAGUUUUCAGCAGUGACUUUGAAUUUGAUACUGACAUCACAAGCGAAGAAAAGAGAGAAAUCGAAGCAACUGAUGUGUACAUAGAUCAAGCCUUGGCAAAUAGUGGUUAUUCUAGCGGGUCGAUCAACAUUCCUAUCUCUCAGUUUGGACCUGGCUUGGUGAAUUCUUCCAUCAUCAUGAUGGAUCUACUCUCUCACCCAACAUUGGGCAAAGACCUGAGCAUCAGCCUACAGUACACAGAACCGGUGCUAUCCGAGCCAAUCGAUUUAUCAUUUCUAAUCGACCACAUUCUUUCUCCCACAAACUACACCAACGAAACCAAGCAAAGCUAUAUCGUCUACCCGGUUCGGGAGGGCUUGAGAGACGAUGCCGACAUCAUGGGAUUCCUGGUUGGAAUCGUUUCUUGGGAGAGGUUGCUCAAUCUUGAAAUCCCAUCGACCGUGAACGGUAUCUAUACUGUGGUCAAAAGCAAUUGUGGUACUGAGUUCACCUACAUUCGCAACGGGGGCAAGCCAUCGUUCUUCGAAUCGGGUGACACUCAUGACACACAGUUUGACCUGAACAAGGUGUCGUACCCAUUCUUUGAGAAGCAAGCGGGGGAUAACGGUGAAGCGGGGGCAGAAUUCUGUCAGUUUGAUCUCAACAUUUAUCCGUCGAACGAAUUUCGAGAUAGUUUCGAUCCCCUUGACCCGUCAAUUUAUGCAGGGCUGAUGGUCUUUGCCUUUAUAUUCUUUGGAGCAAUCUUCUUCCUAUACGACCGGUAUACUCAAAAAAGGCGGAAGGAACUUUAUGAACAGGCAAGGCGCGCCGAGGCAAUUGUGACAUCCGUGUUUCCAGAGGGCGUUGGUUUGCGCCUCCUUCAACAAUCUCAGCGGGAAGCCACGAAUCCUCAAUCCUCCAAGAAAAUGCUGAACUCCUUCCUUUCCAAGAAUGAAAUUGCCGAGGAGAAUCUCCGGCGUAAACCCAUUGCGGACUUGUUUCCUAGCACGACCGUCAUGUUUGGCGACAUGGUUGGCUUUACGGCCUGGUCUUCCACUCGGGAACCAUCACAAGUCUUCAUUUUACUCGAAACCAUCUACAAGGAGUUCGAUAGACUGGCAAAGAAGCGAGAAGUGUUCAAAGUAGAGACAGUGGGCGAUUGUUAUGUGGCCGUUUGCGGGCUGCCAGAGCCCAGGAAAGAUCACAUGACACGUAUGGCUUUAUUCGCAUCAGACUGCUUGACAUCAAUGUCAGUGCAGGUGCAGAAUUUGGAGGAAGAGCUUGGACCGGAAACUGCAGAUUUAGGCAUUCGGAUAGGAUUGCACAGUGGUCCGGUGACCGCAGGGGUAUUAAGGGGAGAUCGUGCAAGAUUUCAAUUGUUCGGUGACACAGUGAACACCUGUGCUCGUAUCGAGACUACAGGGAACAGGAAUAAGAUUCAUAUGUCAAAAGAUACGGCAGAUUUGUUGACCAAGGCGGGGAAGAGUAAUUGGAUCAUGCCAAGGAGUGACAAAGUUUAUGCAAAAGGAAAGGGGGAGAUGCAAACUUUUUGGAUGAAGCAUUUAACAACCGAGGAUGGAGUCUCAGUGGGUGACGGAAAACAAAGAAGUGACAAUGUGCUCCCGUCCUCAUUUUCUCAUUCCAAGCGUCGGGUAGCAUUGGAUGGUACUAUUAAGCGAAAGCCUCAAGAUCUCACCCAGAGAAAGUUUGACCGUCUGGUCAAUUGGAACGUGGAUGUGUUGAUUACACUGCUGAAACAAGUUGUCGAGCGAAGACAGUCGGUUGGAGCCGAACCAGCCGAGCUUUCCACGAUCCAGGAGGUCGAGAAAGAGCUAUCCGUACCCGUUUCGGAAGGUGGUACACCAGCCUUUGACCAAGUGGUCGAGUCACUCGAACUAGCAACCUUUGACGCGAAAGCAGCAAGAAGUCAGCUGGGUGUCGAAUUGAGCGAAGAGGUCAAGAACGAGCUUAAAGAAUACGUGCGCACCGUCGCUAGUUUGUACAAUGCCAAUCCCUUUCACAAUUUCGAGCAUGCGAGUCACGUCACAAUGUCGGUCAUGAAGCUAUUGAGUCGAAUCGUCGCCCCGGAUAUUGAAGGGGACGAAUCACAACUACACGAUCACACGUAUGGAAUCACCUCGGAUCCAUUGACACAAUUUGCUGUGGUCCUAUCUGCCUUGCUGCACGAUUUGGAUCAUUUGGGUGUUCCCAAUCCUCAGCUCGUGAAGGAAGUACCAGAGCUAGCUCGCCUGUACAAGGACAAGAGCGUGGCGGAGCAAAAUUCCAUCGACUUGGCGUGGGCAUUGUUAAUGGAAGGCAAGUUUGCAACCCUUCGUGGUUCCAUUUACAGCACCACUUCCGAACUCAAGCGCUUUCAUCAGCUGUUGGUCAAUACGAUUUUGGCGACCGAUAUCAUGGACAAGGAUCUCAAGGCCUUGCGGAAUGCCAAAUGGGAAAAGGCCUUUUCACAGGACAUGGUGGGUCGGGAACGAGAGGCUUUGAUUGAAAUCAAUAAUCGCAAGGCAACCGUGGUCAUUGAACAUUUGAUCCAAGCCUCCGACAUUGCCCAUACCAUGCAACAUUGGCAAGUCUACCGCAAAUGGAAUCAACGAUUGUUUAUGGAAAUGUACCGAGCAUACCAAGAGGGCCAUGCCGACAACGAUCCAUCAGAAGGAUGGUACAAAGGAGAGAUUGGUUUCUUUGAUUUCUAUAUCAUUCCCUUGGCCAAGAAGCUGGACGAAUGUGGAGUUUUUGGAGUGUCCAGUCACGAAUAUUUGAACUACGCCCAACAAAAUCGGAGGGAAUGGGAAAAGAAGGGGAAGAGUGUAGUGGCAGAGUACAUGAAGGAAAUACAGCAUGAUGAAGCAGCAUACCCGAGCGGGAAUUUCUAUUUGGAAGAAGAGAAAGAAAUUUGA
Molecule: messenger RNA, 3513 nt
Organism: Cylindrotheca closterium
Lineage: Eukaryota; Bacillariophyta; Bacillariophyceae; Bacillariales; Bacillariaceae
Source: the annotation of a GenBank genome assembly